ACCCAAGAGAGCACAUUAACGCCACGCCAGUCUUCCUUACCGCGCCAGCGUAAGCGGGCACGCUGUUUGUUCGUGUAGCGCGCCGUGUGUGUGUGUGUGUUUGCUGUACUGUGCGAGCGGGUGGAGCAGCCACCGUGAGCGAUCCCGCGGAGCAUCGUGUGGGCCACCCGCACCCAGCAUCCGCCACAGCAGUGUGUGGUGUGUUUUCGUACCAGGGUUUUGAUCGCGUGUGCUGUUAACGCUGGAGGUUCCUAAAGAGUGUAUAUAGCAAGAGAGAAAAGACACGCACGAUGGUGAUUUAGUGUGUGCAGUUGUGGCAGCCGACCGUAUUGUGCAGAUCUCGCCCCCUCAUUCUAGCCCCCCCUAAGUGCUUCCCCUUUCUGAUCCGAGAACACGCACAACAGUGGUGAACGAGAUAAACAAGUGCACGCGCGUGUGUGUGUUUAGGAAUAGUGAGUGUGUGAGACAGUGCGAAGAAUUGUUCGUUCGUCCCCUCGUGCCCUGGGGCUGCAUUGACCGCAACGCAUCGCUCUGACGAAGUGUGAUAGAAGAGUGUGUGUGUGUGAGAGCGAGAGAGAGUGAGCAGUGUGCAAAAUCCGUGGUGCUACUGCUGUACUAACCGGCCAUGGCGGCCAGCACCACCACCACCACCACGGUGACACCCUCGUCGUCCUCGACCGGCGCUUCGGCAUCAUCGACGUCGUCCCGGCUGUCGGCCGAGCGGCUGACCAGCCUCGGGACCACCUCGGGCGGCCCCGGUACCCGGCGCCGCUACAUACGCAGCAACACUGCCAGCGUCACCCAGCUGUUGUCGGACAGUUGCAGCAGCAUACUGCAACGAUUCCGCCGCAAUCCGAGCGAGAAGUUGGAGCAGCAGCAGCAUCAGCCGCAGCACGGCCAGACGACGCAACAGAAGCGAUCGCAGUUUCGUGGCUUCAACGAGCUCACGACAUCCGCGUCGACCAGCUCGAUCCUUUCGCACGGAAGCGGCAGCGCGACGGCCACCUCCGACUAUGGCAGCCUCGGGUCGUCUACCGACUCGGUGCACCGGUCGCCAUAUCUGAGCAGCUUCAACAGUACGAUGAGCUCGUACUACAAGCCACUGUUUCGCACCUUCGGCAAACGCUUCGACUCACCGACGGCGUCCAGCGGGGCGUCCACCGCUUCCACGCACCAGCUGCACGCAUCGAGUAAUAGCAGCAGCAGCGGCAGCAGCAGUAUCACACGCAGCAGACGCGAAAGCACAACCGAGGACAAGGACAAGACGCCACUGGUGGUCCCGGGCAAGGCGUCCGGUGCGGCAAGCGGCAACAGCAGUACUGGUGGUGCCGGUACCGGCAGCACCAUCUCGCGCCUUGAGUCCAAGUACUCGGACAUCCUCGACCGGGUGCACCGGCGCAAGGAGCAGGAGGACAAGGAGAAAACGCUCGAACCACCGUCCGGCUCGACGUACCAUCAGCAGCAGCAGCUGCCGCAAACGCAGCGGCUGCUGAACCCGCUCAUGAAAAGCUCCACCACGGCCAGCAUCGUGCGGGACAAAUCGUACUCGAGCGCGAAGGAGCGCACGCCGUACAAGCUGCAGCUGCUGCUCGGGAGCAGCCGCUCGUCCAAGCUGUCCUCCGGCACGAGCUCCACCGGCGCGAUGGUGGACAGCCUGUACGAUCGGAACGGCCGGACGUACGGGGCGGCGGACCGUAGCUCCGGUCUGCGCACGUUCGGAGCGAAGGAAAGCAGCUACCAUCAGCACCAUCACCACCACCAGCAGCAGCAGCACGGCGAGGGAGGCAAGGAGAACGUGUUCAAGUCGAAGUACGAUCCGACCGAGCUGCUCUCGGAGGUGUCGGGCAUGGCAAGCAGCGGCGGCAAGUCGCGCCGCACGAUCAAACCGUACAAGCGCAGCGACACGACCGACAUGGGCCAUCUGCUGCACUCGCACCAGGCCCACCAGUACGGCCAGCCGUACGGCGACGGGUCGCUCGCGGACGGGUCGGCCUUCUCCGCGUCCGCGUCCAGCUUGACCACCAAGAAGGAGCGCCGCAAGAGCACGGCGGGCGGUGGCCGGUUCUUCGACGCGGACGGCAUCUGCACGGUGCCGCUGUCGAGCGACGACGACCGCGACUCGUCCGGUGCGGCCGACGCCACCGACAGCAAGGAUCCGCGGCAGCGGGAGCGCCAAAAUAGGCGGCGGGAGAUCGAAAGCCUGCUGCAGAAGUACGCCCCGCUGGACGAUCCGGGCAGGCAGCAGCUGCUGCAGCAGCAGCCACCGCAGCAGCCGCGCCGAGAGCGCCGAUCGCACGCCACCGUUAAUCCGAGCACGACGGAACGGUCGCCCCGGCUCGAGGACGAUGUCGCGUCGCUGCUGCUCCAGUCCGGCACGGCGUACCAGCGGCAGCGGACCUCCUCUUCCCACGUGCGCAUGUACUACCAGCAACAGCACCAGCAGCACCAGCAGCACCAGCAGCAGCAACUGCAACAGCAACUUUACGGUACGGCCACCACCGGCACCGCUCUCGGGGGCGGGCUGCAGAAGUCGUACACCGUGCAGAACGUCGCUUCCCAUCUGCUGAACGGGGCCGGGCACCAGCUGCACCACCACUACGGCCAGCAGCUACCGUACGGGGGUAGGGCGUACCAUCACCAUGCCGCUCCGGUCGGUGGUUCGAUCCUGCCGAUCAACACGGGCGCCGCCCACGCGUACAACAGCCGCACGGCAGCCGCCCUAGCGGCCGGCGGCACCGGCCUCGUGCAGAACCAGCUGCGCGGUCCCCGAUCGCGCAUCCCCAAAGCGCUGUCCACCUUUAAACAACCAUUCAUCCGGGACGAUGCCGAUGGCCAUCUGAUCUACCAGAUCGGUGAUAUCCUGCAUAACAGAUAUAAAAUACUUGCCACCCUCGGCGAGGGUACGUUUGGACGCGUCGUCAAGGUGAAGGACUUGGAGCGCAACCACGUCAUGGCGCUGAAGAUCAUCAAGAACGUGGAGAAGUAUCGUGACGCGGCCGAGCUGGAAAUUGGUGCGCUGGAAAAGAUCAUGCAGCUCGAUCCCAACCUGGAGCACUUGUGCGUGAAAAUGCUAGACUGGUUCGACUACCACGGCCAUACGUGUAUCGCUUUCGAGAUGCUUGGGCUGAGUGUUUUCGACUUCCUGAAAGACAACAACUACGAGCCAUAUCCGAUCGAGCACGUACGGCACAUCUCCUACCAGCUCUGCUACGCCGUCAAGUUCCUGCACGAGAGCCGCCUCACGCACACGGACCUGAAGCCGGAAAACAUACUGUUCGUCGACUCGGAGUACACCACCACGACGGUCCCACGCAAGAACCGUGAAGUGCGCCGCGUCAACUGUACCGAUAUUCGACUGAUCGAUUUUGGCAGCGCCACGUUUGACGACGAGCACCACAGCACCAUCGUCUCCACCCGGCACUAUCGCGCACCGGAAGUGAUCCUCGAGCUCGGCUGGUCACAGCCCUGUGACGUUUGGUCGAUCGGCUGCAUCAUGUUCGAGCUGUACCAGGGCGUAACGCUCUUCCCAACGCACGACAAUCGCGAACAUCUGGCCAUGAUGGAACGGAUCCUGGGCACCAUCCCUUACCGCAUGGCAAGGCAAACACGGUCCAAGUACUUCCGCUAUGGCAAGCUGGACUGGGACGAGAAGUCUUCCACCGGACGGUACGUGCGGGACAACUGCAAGCCGCUCCAUCGAUGCGUCAUCACCGACAAGCCGGACCACCUGCAGCUGUUCGAUCUGAUUCGCAAGAUGCUGGAAUACGAACCCUCCAAGCGCAUCACACUGGACAAGGCUCUGCGGCAUCCGUUCUUCGCGAAGCUUCCCGCACACCAGCGCCUGCACGAGAAAUUCAUUGUGAAGGCAACGGAUCCGCGGCACCCGGAACCGGGAAGCAAACCGCGACCGCCAAUGCCACUCUCGCUGCUGCCCAUAAUGGCACGCUGGCAGAAGGGCAGCAUUGGCUCAAAGGCCUAGAACGCAGUGGGGAGAGAGGGGAAGGGGAGGGUAUAGAUAGCUGAAACGUCCCCACGACCCACAACACAAAACUAUCGCGAGUACCGGAAGCGAAAACAGCAACAACGUCCCUUAUGAAACACAACACACGCACGCACACGCACGCACAUGAUAUUAUGGUACACACGCUGUAUGGAUGGAUGGUGCAGAUCAAGCGGGAAAGCGAUUUCGUCGGUCAGAACACUGGAAGGCGGAUGACACACAGGGAAUGGAAAACAACUGCAUAAAAAAAAAGCGCGCGGUAAUGUCGUGUGGCAAGCCGAUAGUAGUGUGGUGCCUGCCAAAUUCCAACGCCCGUAACACAUCGCGUUCCUCAGCACGGACCGGCGAGGGAUGUAUACACCCUACAUGUUCCUAUUGUUUAAGAGGAUGAUUUUUGUUUUGCUUGCUUGUAGAAAAAAGGAUGUUAGAAAAGGUUUGUGCAAAGUUCGCCUAUCAUUUGUCUUCCCUAGACGUGUGUGUGUGUACGAGCGCGCACACACACACAUACCCAUGACUUCCGAGCACGGUCGUUAUCCUUUAUCCUUUGGGGCAUUAGUUAUAAUUAGCACACGUGCAUCGAGCUUUGAAAAAAGAAAAAAUAAUAAUGGAAUGAACUAGGAGCAAGGGAGACAAAACACACAAAAGCGCCAUAAGGAGAGACAUGCCCGUAGGAAACGCUCAAUAGAGGAAAACAGGUGGAAAACAAGAGGGUUAGUAAACUAUUGUGGGAUGUCACUCGCUACCGUUACGAUGAGGAAAGCGGUCGGACAAGCCGAGGUGUGCCAUGAAUUCCAUAGUUGUCCCCCAUCCGCAGCAUAAAUCGAUGAAAGGAAAAGCAUCGACAGAUCGUGGCGUGUUAAAUAUUUUACAUAGCGUUUUGCUUUAGGGGUUUGCUUUUCCGUUUGAAAUUUUCCAUGCUUUGCCUAGUAUUUUCCUUUUUUUUUGUCCAACUAUUUGUUUCUCACUUUUCCCUUCCCCUGAACUGAUUGGAGAUCGGUUAACCCUAACGGCAACGGGGCAAACUGUAGAUAAAGCAGUCCGUUUUUUUUUGCUUUUUUUCUGUCGCCAAAAGUGUUAACGAUUAGCAAUCAAAGCGAAGAAAAGCAAACGAAACGCAAGUUGAACGACUAGAUGGCGCUAAUGUACGGGCGGCAAGUGUGUGAUCAUCAACAAUGUAACCAUGUAUAGCAACAUAUUUGUAGGAAAAAGGAGGGUUUCAGAUUUCUGUGUUUUUUUUUUCUUCUUUUUGUUCCCCACAACAAAAGGAAACAAAAAAGCAAAUAAAAAAGCUCCUAUUGUCUUCGCGCGGCACUGGCGGGAGGCACAGGGCGAUACGCCCGAUACAUCGGCUGCAGGAAAAGGGGUUUUCUUUCCCCACAUUGCUCUGUGAAUGAAUUUGUCGACGAGUCUCUUAUGUUCUUAUUAGCAUUAGAAGCGCGGGGUGCGUAAGCUACCCCGCCUGCCCCUCCCCGCGUGGGGGUAACACUCCCAACUCCCAGCUGGUGUGAAAGGUGCAAAAUGCGGCGCAAGCAUCGUAAGCGCUGCGAUGUACAGAGGAGAGUAGGGAGACUAGAUAAAGCAAAUGUGUUUAUAUAGGGAAAAAAACAAACAAACAAACGUGUAAAACACCCCUCUCCCUCUUCCCCUUAAACAACCCUCCCCCCCCCCUCAACUCUGCGAACAAGGAUCUCUCCUAAUCACGCAUCACGUCAUGUUGUGGCAGCACUGUACAAGGUGCAACGAAAUUCUAUUACUGAUGCAGAGAAAAGAAGCAACAGAGGAAAGGAUGCGAAGAAGAAAAAGUGUUAUUUUGCAAAGCGGGAAAGUAUAACGGGCGGUUCGGAAGCAAGGGGAGGAAGGGUGAGAGAGGGGGCAGGGCAGUAAAUGUGACAAAAACAAACAAGGAACAAGGACAUAAAAAAGGAACAGAAAAGAAGAGAGAACAUUAAGAAAACGAUGCAACAAGUCCAAUUUCUAGUGAUUGUUUAGGCAAAUAAGAGAAAAAGAGAGAGAGAAAGAGGGGUCAACCGCAAAACAAAUGGGAAAUGUGAGUGAUUUUGAACAUGUUCGUUUAGUAAAGACUUAUUUAAUAAAAAAAAAUAUUAAGAAAAGAAA
Anopheles merus is the source of this 6115-nucleotide messenger RNA. RefSeq names its product serine-rich adhesin for platelets-like. Gene Ontology annotation, biological process: protein phosphorylation. Gene Ontology annotation, cellular component: nucleus. NCBI's taxonomy places the organism in Eukaryota, Metazoa, Arthropoda, Insecta, Diptera, Culicidae. Bases 626 to 3979 code for a protein of 1117 amino acids. The transcript has 14 exons. The record is from RefSeq and is a predicted model, not a curated record. Gene Ontology annotation, molecular function: protein kinase activity; ATP binding.